Messenger RNA from Maylandia zebra (zebra mbuna), 3787 nucleotides. The record is from RefSeq and is a predicted model, not a curated record. Lineage: Eukaryota; Metazoa; Chordata; Actinopteri; Cichliformes; Cichlidae.
AUGCAGUUCCUCCGGUACCGACGCCAUAGACGGCAGGAGUCCUCCACAUCGCUCGCUAACGCUGAUGCCACAUCACACCACACACUUGCACUUUCCCUCUCUCUCUCUCUCUCUCUCUCCCAUCUGCCUGCUUUCUCACUCGCUCCACCAGCUUGUCGCCGGCUGCCUGUUCAUUUGCCACGGCAGAGCAACAACUGGCUUCUUUCAGUGCUGGAGAGCAGCAGGAAAAGUGGAAGGAGAAGAAGAAGUAGAGGAGGGAAAGGAGAAGAAGAGGAGCUCUUUUGUGAAGCGUCCUUCGCUCAUCCCUCUCUGGCAGCAGCAGCCGCAGCAUCCGUACCGCUGCCUCCAUCAGCAGCGGCGCAGCGGCCGCCGCUCUCGCUGCUGGAUGCUCCGUCUCCUGCCGGGAUCUGCCUCCACCUUCUCCUCAGGGAGCUCUUCCUGGAACUGGGAGGGGGAGGGAGAUCACCACCUCCCAGUUUGCCACGGACCCUCAGCGAGGCAAGGAGAAUUGUAGGAGAGCUGAGGAGAGGCACCACCCUGAGUGACAGGAGGAAGCAGGCCCCCCUGUCACCCUCCAACCCCUCCUUCCCAGGUCUCAUGGGGAAGAGCUGGAUGAGCUUUCGGGAGAUCUGGGCGGUGCUGCCGGGCUGUAGUCCAGGUGAGAGACGGUCGCCGUUUCUCACGCUCCCCCUGUCGCUUGCAGAGAUGGUUGCACAGAGGCGUGAGAGACUGAAUCGAUGUAACAGGAGCCAUUGAUGGAGCCUAGCCUCACACUGCAGCGAGGCGUCUUCAAUCAAUGCACUGGCCACUCUCUGUGUAUGUGUAUGUUUCUGUUUGCCACCGGAGCCUGAAGGGGGGCUGCUGAUGGCAGCGGCGAUGGCCAUGGUGGUGAUGGUGGUGGUGAUGAUGAUACGAUGGCAGUGGCGCUGCUCACGUGCUUUCUGGCUUAGCUCCCCUGUUUACUGAAAGACUCUCUUCGGUGACGGGUAUUCUUGGGUGGAUAAUACAGAUCACGUUGUUAUUGCUUAAGAAUACGCGUAGUCGAGGAGAGUCCUCUCUUCGCCCAAUACCCCUCAGCCCCCCCCCGCACUCACCCACCUCACCUCCCCCCGACAAAACACCACCCAACCACGGAGGUCUGUCAGGUUGGGUGAAGCCACACCUCCACGCUCCACCUUCCUAUAAAGAAAACCUAUCUCUUCUUUGAUUUCCGCUGCAUCCCGCUGUCUUGCCUUCCCGCCCACUUCCUGUGUGCUGAGCCACGGUGUGAGGUCGACAGUGUCCUCGUGUCUGUCCCACCAUACAUCUGUCGGUGUGUCUCUGUCUGCGAGGCGUGGUGUGUGGAUGUAGUCUUUCAGUGUGUGUGUUGUUCUUUGAGGGAAACGCUGGAUUAUUAGACGUGUGCAUGUGUACGUGUUCCUGCAAAGCCAGCCUGGAACAAGCAGUGGCAGCAGACAGAUGCCUGUCUGAAGCCUUCCCGUCAGGAAGGACACAUUCUCUCACGAGAGCAACAGGUUUCUGUGCUGAGCACUGGAUCUGCAUUAAUACUCCCGCCUGGCACUCUGUGUGCCGACAACAUGAAAUAAGCAAAGAUAAGGCUCUAGAUUUAAACAUAGAAACUAAAGCACGGCUCAUCAGGUGUAAUAUCAUUACAUCUUUCAUUUCCUUGGUCUGCACUGGACUGGCUGUACCUUAGACUCCAGGGCUGUGUGUGACAGGUGGGAUAGCCCCGCACACUCACACUGGGUAUGUAGAAGAAAGGCUUUUUUGGUCCUUGAAGGUUUGGAAAUUAGUCAAUUAAUAAAAAAGAUUAUUAGUACAAUUGGAGAUAAAUGAUCUGACCACGCCUCCAAACACGCCCCUAGCUCUACAAGCUUUUCGUUCUUGUUUUCUUGCCCCAGCCUGCCUCCCCUUUUUCAGUUCUUUCACGUCUUCUUUUCUCAUUAGUAAACGGGGAUCCCUCCCAUGCCUUCCCCAAACCACAGCUCAGUUCACAUUUAAUCCUCUAUCUACUAAAAACGCUGUCAAACCUAAAAUAAGGACGUGGGCCCAGCUCGUGAAUGCACUCAUCGAUAAGAAGGAUGAAGACCAAGGCUCAAUUCUGUCUAACACCGAAGAUGCCAACAACACCAAGAACAUACUGAGAGUGUGUGGUGAUGGCUUCAGACUGCUUCUCUUGUUUGAGCGUCAGUCCUCGUGUGCGCACGCUGCAGGCACAGCGCUCUGUGCUCAGCACAGCUAAACAAAAACUACCAUAAAAGCUGUGUGAUUAAGUUUGGCUUCAUUAGAGUGUGACAUCAGCGUGGGCCUGUAAUAUUUACUGAGGGGCCAGUGGACAUCCACCGGCUGCGGUUACAGAGUGGAACCUCCUUUUCUUCAGCUCCGUGUAGUGCAUUUAUUCUGUGACUGAGCUGUGCUGAGCUGCCUCUUGUGUUCCCCCUUUUUUAUGCAAAUGGCUGCUCAAAUGGCAUUUAUCGCAGUGAGGUUUACGCCACAUGUAACGCUGCUGCUGCCGCUGAGCCUCACACACAUUCACACUAAUGCACGCACACACUCAUAGCUGAGAAAACAAAAUGUCCACCACGAGCAGUCGACAGCUCAAUUUAUGCAUUGAGGAAAGCGGCGUCUAGAUAAACAAUUACCCCUGGCUCAAAUGGUCUAUAACCAGCUUUUUCUGCGUUGCCAGCCGGGCCAAUACAUCAUGAAUAUGGAUUCCAUCUCCAUGUCUGAUGGCACAUUCUGAACCUUAACAGCCGUGUAAAAUCCAUUUAAACACUUAAUAGGAUCAGCUCGAGUCAUACAGCCACGUCCUCACAUGCAUCGCCUCCCGUGAUUGUGUGCUGCAGAUUUCCGUAUCGCCGGGCUUUUCCGAGCCUUUAAGAAGCAGUUUCUGCGCCGGCUUUGCUGCCACGUCGAAUAUAAAAGUUAGAGUCACUUAGACAUGCUUGUGACUGUAAUUAUACAAAUCAUCCCAGUCAUUACCACUGCAGAUUAUUCCAAUAAUGCAAUUAAUGCUUAACACUUGGCUUAGCUGAUAAUUACUGCUCCUUUGCUCGUGGAAACAAACAGAGCAACAUGCUUAAACGUGUGUAGGAGGAUGUAAACCGGAGCAUUUGUGGGGUAAUGACGAAUCCAAAAAGGAGCCUCCUCCCCUGCUCUGCAUGUCCACUGUGCCGUAGCGUGGACGCGGUCCUCUCGCUGUUUGCUACCUGCAACUGUGUUUGUUGCUGCUGCGGGGCUUCAGCUGGCUGCCACCGCUGCUGUCAUCUCAUGUUGCAUUGUGUAAACACCUUACAUCUAGCUCCACUGCUACACCGUUAGCCUGCGAUGAUUCCUUUGUUUGCAUUAAAAAGCAAACACAUGCAUCCAGGCAGUCAACUGUUGCAUUUCCUGACUGAUUUUGGGCUCUUCAGUGGUGGUGAUGAGCACACCGUGAUGUGGUAUAAAGUGUUGUGUUAGUCGCUGUGUGUGCCAGCCUGUGUUUGGACUGUUUCAAAAGAGCUGCUUUGCUGUAAAACCCACUGUUGACAUGUCCUGUCAAAUGCAACGCUCAAUUUCUUUGAGGCGUGGACGAAUGAGGCAUUGUGUGCUGAGAGUGACGCCUAUCUAAAGUGCAUGUGUGCUCCUGUGCUCGUGCACUAAUGCUGUUGUGUGCUGACGACAUGCUGCUGCAGCUGCUGAUGACUACGGUGAUCCCUUUAGGCUAACCACUCUUUUCAACACAUGUGAGGUUGUCCUGUAAGUGUGCCUUAUUUCUGUCAAUAAAUUGUGGCUGUAAAUACAAAUA